GAGAGGAAGAGAGAGAGAGAGGUAGGAGGGCGAGGAAGGGAGCAUUAAACCCACCUAGACCCGUCUGACACGAAGGACACCGCCACAUAAAUACAAGUAGAAAGAGUAGAGGACCAGGACCUGGACCCUUCGACCGGUUUUUUCUUCCGCCAGGACAAACGGCUACUUUUUCCUGUCGUCUCGCGAGAAACUACAUCGUUUUUUAGCAGGUGAUGAUCUUGGAUUAUUGCUUUUUUUUUCUUAAGGAUGAAUUUUGAAGUGAGCUCAGCUUGUGGAGCAAUGGCCCAAGAGACGAACCAGAGCCCGGUGCUUUGUGCCACGGGCUGCGGAUUCUAUGGCAACCCAAGAACCAACGGUAUGUGCUCCGUGUGCUAUAAGGAUCACCUGACACGGCAGCAGAGCAGUGACCGCAUGAGCCCCCACAGCCCUAUGGGCUCAGCUGGUAGUCCUAUGUCAGAGGCCUCAGCCAUCCAGAGACUAGAAGCCAGUCUAGCCAAGGUUGAUGCCUCCCCCUGCUCUUCACCAGACAUGUCUAGAACUGUUCAAGGAUCUCUUCCUGUGACCCAACAAAUGACAGAGAUGAGCAUCUCGAGAGAGGACAAGCCAGAGUCCUUGGAGCCUGUUGUAAACCAGCCUGCUGCUUCUAGCCCUUCUCCUGUAGCGUCUUCCAGCAGUGAAGAAGGCAAGGGGGACAACUCAAAACCCAAGAAGAAUAGGUGCUUCAUGUGCCGCAAAAGGGUGGGCCUUACAGGGUUCGACUGUCGCUGUGGAAACUUGUUCUGUGGCAUCCACCGGUACUCCGACAAGCACAAUUGUCCCUAUGAUUACAAGGCCGAGGCCGCCGCCAAGAUCCGUAAAGAGAACCCUGUGGUGGUGGCGGAGAAGAUCCAGAGAAUAUAGAUUUUACAAAAACAGAAACAGCAACGAUGACAACACCUUUGACAAAGACUGGAGAAUGAGUGUGAACCUUUUUGAAAGGAGCACGAGUGGCUAAGUGAGGAUCGAAAGGACUUGAUUUUACGAAAUAACAACCUCAAGAAAAUGAUGGAGAAAAAAAGAAGAUCCUGUCUGAGGGAGAUGCAUGAAUGAUCACUUUCCUCUUUUUUUGAUUAAUUCAUUAGUUUGUUUUAUCCUACUUUCUGUGGUGUGACUUUGCGGCUGUCCAGUCCAGUUUUUUUUUUGUUGUUGUUUUUUUUUGUUUUUUUUUAAGAAUAUGUCUUGUCUUAUUAAGAGCAGCCCAGGCUAAAUGUCCAGGAUAUGCUGUGCUCCUCUCACCCAAACCAGGCGCCAUUUUGUGCCAAACCGUAGACAGCCAUUUUACUAAGACCCUGUCAUGUGUCAGACACUAGCAUGUCUAUCAAAGCAUUCAGAUUACACAGUAACAGUCCACACGAGUUGUGUCCCUCAACCUUUUGAACUUCUUGCUCUGUGCUCCGUUGGUACUGGAGUCGGUCAACGUUUGGAGAACCGUACAACUGUCCCCCACCAUGCACAAGGGGCUUUGUUACUUUGUCUCUGUCUUUCCUAGCUUUACCUACCUCACAGCUGCUGUGUUAAGCUUUGUUGUCUUCCCUUUUACUUUGUUUUCACCAGCUUUGUCCCCUGCAGAACCGUGGAUCAUCUUGACAGUCAGCCUCAGUGACCCUUUGAUCAGCAUGUCUGUGUUGACUUUGAUUGGUUUGAUUGUGAUGAGGCUGUUUCCAUUAUGGCUGGAGGUAUCACGCUAGACAGGGACAAACCAAUUACUCCCAAGUUUCACUAAAUCUAAACAUUUUCAAUGGACAUGAUGGGUAAAGGAGUUCCUCAACUGGUCUGAGCUUAUAUUGUAAUCACAGAUGCCUGGUGCAGGGCUGUGUGGCCUGAGAGGAAGGAUGGCACCCUUCCCCUUGCAGGCCUGGUAGGAGCAUGAAUGAAUGGGAUAAAUGCAUGAGUUACUCUUCAUCUGCAUUAGUGUUUCAGAAAUAUUUGGCAUCACUCAAUUUAGGGUUUCAGACAUUUUAUUUGUUGAGACAAUUAUCUGUUAUGUUUUUAUUAGCUUUUUUUCCUCUUCCAUUGAUAUUGUACUGAUGUUAGCGCAUGCAUUCAGUGCUUUUAUGGAAUGUGAACCAUGAUAUAUAUAUUUUUUUUUUUAAUACGCUAACAGAACAUUCAUGUGAGCACUGUGUGUGUGUGUGUGUGUGUGUGUGUGUGUGUGUUGUUCCCCAACCUUUUUGUCUGUGGAGCUACCCGGUUUAUCAGCACAUGUUUACAGAACUACAGGAGCAUGCCAGAGCUAGAUUUAUGAAAAAUAAUAGAUACCAAGAUUAGAUGUAACUCCUCAUCUGUCUAACAGCUAUUGGUCUGUGUGACUGCUUUAGAGCACCAUAGAAAAGGGUCUGUGUGUGUGUGUGUAUUUGUGAGCGUGCAUGUGCACAUUCCUGUGCAAAAGUGUGUUUUCAUGGCUGCCUGACACACUGAAACCAACGUAUGUUUGUGACUUGUGUUAAUCCCUGUUUUUUUUCUCCCCCUGUAAGGAUGUUUUUUUUUCAUUUUAAAAGCAACUGUAUGUAUCCGUUUUGAGUUUUCCCUUUCUGAUUCUUAGUUAUAUGCAAAUUUGUACAAAAAAUGAAAAAACAACAAACUGUGUUGAUAUUUAUGUAUUACAUAUAAUCUUGCUAUCCAGCAUUACGACAGAAUAGUAUCAUGUAAAUAAAACUGUACAGAGAGACAUUA
This is a messenger RNA of Anarrhichthys ocellatus (wolf-eel), 2712 nucleotides long. It is a transcript of the gene zfand5a, whose product is annotated as zinc finger, AN1-type domain 5a. The coding region runs from base 247 to 900 and encodes 217 amino acids. Lineage: Eukaryota; Metazoa; Chordata; Actinopteri; Perciformes; Anarhichadidae. Gene Ontology annotation, molecular function: DNA binding; zinc ion binding. The record is from RefSeq and is a predicted model, not a curated record. The transcript has 6 exons.